This is a messenger RNA of Ochotona princeps (American pika), 787 nucleotides long. It is a transcript of the gene RAMP1, whose product is annotated as receptor activity modifying protein 1. The coding region runs from base 131 to 577 and encodes 148 amino acids. Gene Ontology annotation, cellular component: cell surface; membrane; signaling receptor complex. The transcript has 3 exons. Gene Ontology annotation, biological process: intracellular protein transport; G protein-coupled receptor signaling pathway; protein localization to plasma membrane. Gene Ontology annotation, molecular function: coreceptor activity. Lineage: Eukaryota; Metazoa; Chordata; Mammalia; Lagomorpha; Ochotonidae. The record is from RefSeq and is a predicted model, not a curated record.
GGCAACGCUGCCGCUCCCACCCCACGCUCCCGCCCCCGGCGGCGUCUCCGCGGGGCGGGCGCUGCGACGUCCCCAGUACUCAGCGGGGCGCGCCGCGGGCGGGCCGACUCCACUCGGCUUGCUGCGCGCCAUGGCUCGGGACCUGCGUGGCCUCCCUCGCCAGGGCCUCUGGCUACUGCUAGCUCACCACCUCUUCGUGGUCACAGCCUGCCAGGAUGUGGACUACAGCGCACUGCUGCAAGAGUACUGCCUUGCCCCCUUCCAGGUGGACAUGGAGGCUGCUGGGAGGACCGUGUGGUGCGACUGGGGAAAGACCAUGCGGAGCUACGGCCAGCUCACCAACUGCACUGAACAGGUGACAAAGCAUUUGGGCUGUUUCUGGCCCAACGCCGAGGUGGACAAGUUCUUUGUGGCUGUCCACCAGCACUACUUCCGGAGCUGCCCAGUGUCGGGCAGGACCGUGCACGACCCGCCCAGCAGCGUCCUCUGCCCCUUCAUCGUGCUGCCCAUCGUGGUGACCCUGCUCGUGACCGCCCUGGUGGUCUGGAGGAGCAAGCGCACGGAGGGCAUCGUGUAGGCAGCGGCCUGGGCUGCCCGUCAUGCGCAGUGGGGCCAGCCUGGCACAGCUCCCAGAGGCAAAGCAGGCCCAGGUCGCCAGUCCCCCUUCCUGCAGCCAAGAACUCACGGGGCAUUGGCCUCGAAGCCCCCUGGCUGGGCGGGGAAGCCACGCCCAGCCCGACCUCUGGGCGUGUCUCAGCCCCACGUGCUGGCCUGCUGGGCGCUCGCC